Molecule: messenger RNA, 255 nt
Organism: Parnassius mnemosyne (clouded apollo)
Lineage: Eukaryota; Metazoa; Arthropoda; Insecta; Lepidoptera; Papilionidae
Source: the annotation of a GenBank genome assembly
AUGACAAGCGUACACGCGAAAGCGAAACGGAAAGCUAUGGAGAACUACGAGAGGGAAAGAGAGGACAGUAGGAGGGAGUUCGUCGACAAUAAAGUGUAUAUAAUAGUGUCGAGGUCUUGCGAGCAUCCAGACGUCCCGGAGACGAAGCACGCUAUACGAGUGGUGGAGUAUUGGAGUCAUAUGGUGGUGAAGACUCUCGAGGGAGCUAUUAAGGUGGCGUAUUCGUUAAUUGGUAUCAACGGUGCGAUGAUGUAA